Messenger RNA from Polychytrium aggregatum, 1080 nucleotides. RefSeq names its product tubulin binding cofactor C-domain-containing protein. The record is from RefSeq and is a predicted model, not a curated record. Gene Ontology annotation, molecular function: GTPase activator activity. The transcript is spliced from 7 exons. Gene Ontology annotation, cellular component: cilium; periciliary membrane compartment. NCBI's taxonomy places the organism in Eukaryota, Fungi, Chytridiomycota, Chytridiomycetes, Polychytriales. Bases 1 to 1080 code for a protein of 359 amino acids. Gene Ontology annotation, biological process: post-Golgi vesicle-mediated transport.
AUGGGAUGCGUGCUCAGCCUGCCGUUUCUUUCGAGCUUGCUUCGACAGACUCCAAAGUACUCGUCCCCAUCCAAGAUCGUCACCACAUCGAACCCAAUUGCAUCUAACGCGCCGUCCGCUCGGCCAAGAUUUGAUCCCAAAGAGUUCACCUUCUCCAAGAUCACGGGGGGUCAGGUUCACAUGAAGCUACCCGGAAGCAUCCCGAGCGGAAUGCCGUUCUCGAUCGAGGAUUGUGAGAACUCGAGCCUCUGCAUCUUUGACUGCACGGCCCAAGUGACAGUCGAUGCUUGCAUCUCGUGCUUCAUCUUCAUCGGGCCGUGUGAGGGAAGCAUCUUCAUUCGCGAAUGCAAGGACUGUGUCAUUGUCGCUGCCGGACAGCAAUUCAGAAUGCGGGACUGCGAUGGCGUCUUUGUUUCUCUCUAUGCCGCCACCCAGCCCAUCAUUGAAACAUCCAGAGACAUCCAAGUGUCCUGCUUUUGGUACUUUUAUGAGGAGCUGGCGUCCCAGUUCGACAGAGCCGGCCUCAGCGUGUUGGCGAACGAGUGGUUCAACAUAUACGACUUCAACGAUGCCAAGGGCGUCAACUGGACAGCGGUAUCUGUGUACAACCAUGCCGAUGCAAUCAAAACCUUCACGCAUCCGCUUUGGGCUGGCUCCAAAUUGGACAAGUGGCAUGUCCCGUGCACACUGGGCCCGCUCCCUCGAUCAUCAGAGGAGAGCUUCAUCAUUCUAUCGUUUCUGUCUGUUCGCGAGCUCCUCGAGCUCAUCCACAAAAUCCCGGGAUCGCUCCAGUUUGCCCAAAUCAGGAAGCUCGAAUACAAUCCGAAGGAGGCCGAGCGCCUCUUUCUCACCCCCGAGAUUCACCGAAUCGCCAAGGCUCAAGGCAGGUGCAUCUCUGUUGAGCAAACGGCUCAAAGCCUGCCGUCCGUCACCGCCAUCGAAAUCAACGGAAGCGGGGCAUGCGAUUGGCUGCUGCGAGAGUCGGGUAUCUCGCAGUCGAACCCACUUGUGUUCUUUCGGAUCACCGAAGAGGCUGUCAGGGGCGAUCGUGUGCUAUUCUUUGGCGACGGAGCUCAGUAA